Molecule: messenger RNA, 2448 nt
Organism: Eimeria mitis
Lineage: Eukaryota; Apicomplexa; Conoidasida; Eucoccidiorida; Eimeriidae
Exons: 7
Coding region: 1-2448 (815 amino acids)
Source: RefSeq, a predicted model, not a curated record
AUGCCAACUGUUGGCUCCAGCAUCUCCUCCCCUAGUGGUUUGGGUAUCCGUAUCCCCUCGCCGCCGACCCAGCCUGCUCUCUUCCGUGGUCUCAGCUUCUCCUUUGUUGGCUUCGAUGCUGAAAGCCUCCGCACAGCAGCAGAAAAUGCAUCAGAUGCAGCGGGAGGGCCCAAAGAUGCUGUCUCUGGGGGGGGCAGAGCUGGUGCUGGCCCCCUAUCGGGGGCACUUGCUGCAGAUGCUGCAGCGGCAGAAGCUAUCCUCCAACUGAUGCAAAAGAAAGCAGAGGAGCAAACAUGUCAUGUGCUGAGAUCAGAUGCAGCAGCAGCAGCAACCGGCAGCAACAGCAACAACAAUAGCAACCAGCACAAGCCGCAGCAACACCAAAAAGCACCAGCAGCACCAGCAGCAGCAGCAGCUGCAGCAGCAGCAGCAGUGUGCAGCAUGUGUCUGCAGGCUGGAGCUCGAGUAUUGGAGGCAACCCGCGAGGGUAUUUCUGCAGCAGGUUUUUUGAUAUGUAAUUUUUCUGCUGCAUUUGUUUAUCUCAGCAGACUGGCGGCGGCUUCUCGGUUGAGUGCUGCAGGGGAGCUGAGUGGUGUACAUACAGAGCCGCACCAAGUGGUAGCUGCGCUUGAGUUGGAGCCGCUAAGAUUACUAACCCCUUUCUGGCUUUUCGCCUGUCUCCGUGAUGGGCGUGUGUAUGCUCCUGACGCGCAUGCACUCUUUCGUGUUUCAGCAGCUCUUAACCACACCCACCCACCGCUGUGGCGGCUGCAGCAACCUGUACAGCCCCACCCUCCUCCUCCUCCUGCUCUCCCUCUUUCUCCUUAUUCAUGGGUUAGCCAGAGAGUUCUCUUGCUGGGAUUCACCCGGCGGCUGCGCCGCGUCAGGUUACCCCGAAGCUUCGCCUAUGCUCUUCUUUCUUCAGAUUCAGAAGAAGGGGAGAGAGGAGGAGAAAAACAAGAAACAGCGGCUGGCUAUGCACUUGCAGCACAUGAUAUAGAGAUGGCUGCUGCAUGCGUUGAGGCUCUUGGGGGUAUUUGUGUAUCUGCAUCUUCAGUAUUAAAGUCCGUGCAGAAACAGUCUAUAGAAGAAACAGAAGCAGCAACAGAAACAGAUACAACCAGCAAUGCAUUAGAUAGAUUCGGUGUUGAUGUUGUUGUCGUCGGUCAGCUAUCACGGCUCCAAAAAGCAAACGUUUCUCUGCUAGGUACUGGUGAAGAUAUUUAUGAGCCUAGCACGCAGAAAAUGAAAAGAAAUACACAAGAAAAAAAGAAAAGAUUGGGGGCAAAAGCAAAGCUUGAACUGCUAUACAAGUUGCAGGGACGCGGCAUUCCUUGUGUAUAUCAUCAGUGGCUACUGGAUGCGUAUUGCUUUGGGCGUGCACCGCCUUUGGAUAUGUAUGCUGUCGCUACACAGCCAGCUCACCAAGGCGAAGCGACAGCACCGCCCAGCGCUGCGGCGCGGAGGCAGCAAGUGCUGCAGGGUGUACAAGUGCUUGUAGCAGACUCCGAAGUAACCCGAGAUCCAGCGCUAAUACAACGUGUAGGGGAGCUCGGGUGUACAGACGUCACGGCAAUCCCCUCCCUCCUGGGUAUCUGCCCGUGGCUUUUCAGCUGCAACGCCACACGGGAACUCGCUGCAGUGCUGGAUAAUGAUAGUUUUAGUGGUGCUGCAACCUGCCUUGUUUCUGUGAUGUUGUUUUGUUGUUACCAGCUGGAGCGAGCUGAAGCCGCAAGGAAGCGGAGCUCUCAAGACUUUGCCUCCGUGCUGUUCGUGAUUAAGCGAGAGGAAUUAGCGGGGCUUCUGGACUUGGCCGCUGUCGCUGCCGAAGCCAUUGAGGCAACAGGCAGCCAACAGGUGGUUGAAGGUGCGCCAACGGGGAGAGCUGCAAGCACGCGGAGCGCCCAGCGCCAGCAGGCUCCUCCGCUGCAGCAGGACCCGCAGCAGCAGAAGAUACGGACAUUGAUUUCCGCUGCGCAACAGCGUGUGCUGCAGCAGCUACCAGCUGAGAUGGCCCGCCAGGCGCAGCGCUUGUGGGAGGGCGCAACGAACGGUGCACACCGUCCAGUAGUAACCGAUGCCACUACCUUUGUCGCCAAGCGCAACGUCGCAGCCCUUGCAGAAACAGCGCCACUAGCAGUUUCGCCGGAGUGGAUUGCCAGUUGCUGGGCCGAGGCUCGUCGGGUUCCUGUCGAUUCGGCUCACGGGCGAAUCGAGGCACCAGACUUCUGGGCCGAUGCUCUUGCCUCUGAUUCGGCCGGAAACGUAGAGGAUGCUGCGCUGUUAGCAGCGCUUCAAGACUGUGGCGGUGCAGUCAUAUAUGGAGAUCUCCCAGUUGUGAAUGACGCGGAAGAAGCGAGGCUAAGGAGAGCGGUGGGAGCCCUUGAACAUGCAUUAACUAUCGCCUGGGACCUUCAACAGGACCGGCUCUUGGAGCAGGCACCCUAA